Molecule: messenger RNA, 2538 nt
Organism: Xylaria bambusicola
Lineage: Eukaryota; Fungi; Ascomycota; Sordariomycetes; Xylariales; Xylariaceae
Exons: 2
Coding region: 1-2538 (845 amino acids)
Source: RefSeq, a predicted model, not a curated record
AUGGAUGAAUAUCCGAGAGUGGGAGGCUCGGUCAAGCGAGCGAGAGAACAACUACAAGAUGGCUUGCCUAGGACGGAACCUUCGACGAUGCAAGACUCCUCGAGCGGGACCAGAAGGUUGCAGGCUCCCGCCGGGCGACAGGUGAAGGAUGGGACGAUCGGUAUGGCAAUUUCGAGACCGAUACCUGUUCCUCAGUGGCCACUGGCAGGCCCUGUAGCUCCUCCUGCCUCUAAGGACUCUAAACCUUAUAGGCCUCCUCCCGGACGAUCACAGCCGCCCCAACGACCUCCUCGACCGAGUAGAGUACCUUCGAUUCUGGACGCUUCCCGCGUCCAAGAUCCAACGCCUACUUUCCAAUAUAUGCCUCAGAGUUCAGGGAACGUAGAACCCUUAAGUCCGGUAACACCAGUUACUCAGUCAUCGAGACCCUCAACCUUUUCAUCUGUUGGAUCGAUACCCGACUUUCCUUUGCCUGUGGCAGUGCCUAAUGCCGUUCCAAGGCGCAGCGUAAACCUUGGUCCUCCACCAUCUUCACGAAGGGGCGCUUCAUCGUUCUAUUCGACUGCAUCAUUUGUUUCUCCUAUUCCGGAAGAGAGUCCCCGGAUAAAGUCGCAUACCUCGUACGCGUCUAGUACCGCCAUUCCAGAGAGUUUCGGGAGCCUAUCACCAAAUAGUCAAAAUGAUGCAUACUUUGACGAGGCAAUAGCAGAAGAGUCAAUCACAAGUGAGGAAGCGGAUGUGGAUGCGGAUGACAGCCGCCUAGUUAGAAGUGCAAGCAUCGGCAAAAGGGGAAAGCCAUCCCUCGUGAAUACGAAGACUAAUAAUGGGUUGCCCCCGCGAUCGCUACGACCCGCGCCGCGACCUAUACAAGGCAGUCCAUUCGCUGGGGGUACAGGCUAUGUUGAUGGCUCAUCCAGCUCUUCAGCCCUAAAUACAUCAAAAAACUCCGGUGAUUCAGAAUUGACGACUAACAACAUGUUGAAUGCCUUUGAAAGCGCAAGCGCAACAGACCCAUCUACGGUACUUCGAUCGGAUCCAUCACAAAAGCCUUCAAGGCUACCGGGUCUGCGACGACCACCACGUCUCGAUAUUGAUGCGGUCCGAGCGGCCGAGGCGCGAGGCAGCCUUACUAGUUUGCCAGAUUUAAUCCGACGAGCAACUAGACUAGCUUCGAUGAUGGAUAGGGGCAAGAGACCUGCUAGUCGCGUUGAUGAUCUAGAUUUUCCACCAGAGAUAUAUGGCACAGAUACGGAGAAGAACGACUAUUAUGAGUUAGACAAACACCAGUCAGGGUUGUCAGACAUGCUUGCUGCAUUCCCCCCUCCUGCGAGCCGGCGUAGCUUACGCCAGAGUAUGUCUUCAUGGCCAUUGCCACUACCACUACCUAGACCUGCUUCACGUGUGCCAGCAAGGCUUGGGGAAGCUGCAAGCGUGGACGAAUCUGAAAAAUCAAAACCCCGACGGCGGUGCUGCGGUCUUCCCCUUUGGAGGUUUCUGCUCAUACUCUUCGUUAUCAUUGCCAUUAUCGUUGCUGCUGUCGUGGUUCCCGUUGAGCUCCUUGUGAUCAACAAGAGUGACGCACAGCCAGUUCAAAACUGCAUGGAGGAGCUCCGGUGUGCUAAUGGCGGGACAAGCGUGGUUACUCAAGGCGUGUGCUCCUGCAUCUGCUCUAAUGGAUUCAUUGGUAGAGAUUGCACAACUCCCGCGGCGCAAGGCUGCACGACGACAACACUCGAGACCGAAGACGCUACCAGAAUUAACAAUGUGACAAUUGGGCAGGCAAUCCCAAGACUUGUGCUUGAAGCGCAAACAAAUUUUUCCAUUCCUCUCAGCGCGACCUCCAUCAUCUCGAAAUUUAGUUCAGCCGAGCUCUCCUGCAACGCCGAGAAUGCAUUGGUUACAUUCGAUGGGGUAUCGCUUCGCAUGCUCGAUAGCCAAGGGGAAAGCGUGGAUCUUAGUGGCGAUGGUUCUCUUGUGCUGGCUGCAGCAGCCGGUAACCCGGCCGAUACUGAGAUCACCCUUACACUUCUCCCUGGGAUUGAUGCUACCAUCACCCUGGAUGCGCCAAUAGGAACUGGUCACAUAUUCGUGACCACGCUCACCAUCGGUGGAUCGGUGACCACUUCACAAGUUGGAUACCCAACCGCCGACCCUCCAACAUACACUACCUCACCAGUGACUUCUUCCACGACAACUCGGCCAAGCAGUACAUCGAGCAAAACGCCGAGUACGAUGACAAGCAAUACCCCUACGAAGUCGAGCUCAACAACCCCUAUCGCGCAGCCUACGGGUGCCUUCACGGUUACUGACACAGUGGUCGACUUCGCGCGCGUAGCUGUCCUCUAUGUUUUGCAAGAGAAAUCCGUUGAACAAGCAUCAGAUGCGCAGAACCUCAUUCAAGAAUUCUUCAACGAUGUUGAUUCCGAUACAACAGUGGACCAGGCGCGUAACAUCACUAUAGGCGGCAACAACUCGGUCGACCUAGUUAGUCUAUUCGUCGAUGUGGGCGCUGGCAGGUUGGGUGGAAGCAAGAAAUGA